AUGGGGGGAGACCCAUCUCGGAGGAAUCAGAACUUGUAUUAUACCUAUCACAGAGAUAAAGGGCAUACAACCGAGCAGUGCCCAGUGUUGAAAGAUCAUUUAGGGCAGCUGGUGAAGGCAGGGUACUUGAAGGAGUUCGUGACGGAUUCUGGGAACCGAGGUGCUGGGCAAGGUGCCUCAUUGAGAGGAAAUCCCCUCCCACCGUUGCUGGGAGUGAUUGAAGUCAUCCAUGUUGCGCCAAAGAAUUUGGCAGUGACUGGGAAGGGGGUGCUGACUGUCGCACCUGUAGAGAAAUACUUAGACGAGCAACCUCUCGAAAAGAAAAUGAGAUUUGCUCGGGGACCUUUUGCUUUCGAUGAUAGCAAUCUAGAAGGGACGAUUAAGCCGCAUGAUGAUGCAUUGGUGGUGACGACUCGAAUAAGUGGUUUCCUAGUAAAGAGGGUGAUAAUAGAUUAG
This is a messenger RNA of Quercus robur (English oak), 456 nucleotides long. RefSeq lists its product as uncharacterized. The record is from RefSeq and is a predicted model, not a curated record. The coding region runs from base 1 to 456 and encodes 151 amino acids. The transcript has a single exon. NCBI's taxonomy places the organism in Eukaryota, Viridiplantae, Streptophyta, Magnoliopsida, Fagales, Fagaceae.